CUGCUGUUCAGACUGGAAGGCACUCACACAACUAUUGGCUGCUCCGCCGCGACGUGGAAUCAAGUUCGGUUGAAAUUCACCAUGUUCAACUGCGUGCUACACUUUACUCUUACCUCUGUAAAUGUUACAGAUGUGUACAGUUGUUCCCCCUGUGCGAGAAAAAUAUCUGGACUGGUUGGAUAACGUGUUCUGAAUCCUGGCGUAUUUCCCUAACUUCACUUCCGGGUUUGACUUCCUGGCAGGACUGUCGCUGAAGUGUGGUUGCCAUGGAGUCAUUUGGCAGGCAGGAGUUCUUGUGGUUUCUUGCUGAAGGUUGUGUUGUGCCUACUGCUUGGCAAGGCCUGGAACAGGUGUGGCAGCUGCUGCUUGUCUGCUGCCUCUGCCGCAUUAUCUGCAGACUGGGUUUUUCAGUUCAUGUGAAGCAUCUGAGUUCAUUGGCAGGGGGCCUUUAUGUGCUGUAUGUGUUCUUUGAGCUAAACAUGAUAUGGGUGAUCACGCUCAGCCUCGUCUGCUACCUCAUCCUCUUCCUCUGCCGAAGCUCCAGCAACCGAGGAGUUUUUCUUUCCUUGGCUAUCCUCAUCUACAUGCUCAUGGGAGAGCUGCAUAUGAUAGAUGCAGAAACUUGGCAUAAGAUGAGAGGCUCUCAGAUGGUGGUGGCCAUGAAGGCCAUUUCUCUGGCUUUUGACCUUGACAGAGGGGUGGUGUCCUCCUUUCCUACAAUGCUGGACUUCCUUGGCUACAUAUGCUUUGUAGGAACAGUCAUCUUUGGCCCAUGGAUUAGCUUCAGCAGCUACAGAGAUGCUGUGGAUGGCCGUAAAAUGACUGUUGCCUGGUUUGCAAAAAUUAUUCUAAGCUUUAUGAAGAGUCAGGUUUGCCUCGUCAUCUCCACCUGCAUCGCUCCAUAUCUCUUCCCUUACUUCAUUCCCAUAUAUGUCGAUGGGCUACCUCAUAGAUGGCUUCAUGCCUAUGAGAAUGCUGUGUCCUUCCACUUCAGUAACUACUUUGUUAGCUAUCUGAGUGAAACAACCAUGGUUAUGGCUGGGGCUGGAUUUUCUGAGCAUAAAGACAACCUCAAGUGGGAUAUUACAGUGGCAAAGCCUCUCAAUGUUGAAUUCCCUAGAUCCAUGGUGGAAGUAGUCACUUCUUGGAACCUGCCUAUGUCUUGUUGGCUAAACAAAUAUGUCUUCAAGAGUACACUGAAACUUGGUACUUUUCCUGCCAUUUUGGUGACGUACACUGCUAGUGCUCUACUACACGGCCUCAGCUUCCAUCUAGGAGCAGUGCUCUUGUCUCUGGGGUUUAUCACUUACGUGGAGCAUGUUCUUCGAAAGAGACUAGCAGCCAUUUUCAGUGCCUGCAUACUGUCAAAGCGCUGUCUAAAUGACUGCAAGCAUCAGAACAAAACGAAUGUGUGGGUGUAUGGGAUUAAUCUUUUCUUCAGUGCAUUGUCCAUAUUUCACCUGACAUAUCUGGGCUCACUCUUUGAUCUGGAUGCUGAGGAUGAAAAGGGAUACCUGGCUAGUCACACUAUUCAGACAUGGUCAGAACUAAACUGGGCCAGCCACUGGGUGAUGCUAGGCUGCUGGGUCUUCUAUUGGCUCAUUUAAAGCGACGUAUGAAAACGUGAAACAUUGUCGUGUCUCGGCAGCCUGAAACUUUUCUUUGCUUUUCCACUCCUAUUGAGUGACCAUGAAAUUUGCCCAUUCAUCUUGUUUUCAUGCUUUAUUCUGAUACUGUAAAAUUUUAUAUUUUAGGCAUGAGACAUAAUUAAAAUGUCCUAGUUUUUGAUACAACAUUUGAUAUUUGACCAGAAAUAGCUUACAGUAGUGUAAAGAUAUUUAUUCUUUUCUAAUAAAACAUGAUGGUUCA
Messenger RNA from Ictalurus punctatus (channel catfish), 1869 nucleotides. RefSeq names its product porcupine O-acyltransferase like (gene porcnl). Gene Ontology annotation, cellular component: endoplasmic reticulum; membrane. Gene Ontology annotation, molecular function: palmitoleoyltransferase activity; Wnt-protein binding. The coding region runs from base 267 to 1607 and encodes 446 amino acids. The transcript has 13 exons. Lineage: Eukaryota; Metazoa; Chordata; Actinopteri; Siluriformes; Ictaluridae. The record is from RefSeq and is a predicted model, not a curated record. Gene Ontology annotation, biological process: canonical Wnt signaling pathway; lipid modification; protein palmitoylation.